Epithele typhae is the source of this 1494-nucleotide messenger RNA. RefSeq lists its product as uncharacterized. NCBI's taxonomy places the organism in Eukaryota, Fungi, Basidiomycota, Agaricomycetes, Polyporales, Epitheliaceae. The record is from RefSeq and is a predicted model, not a curated record. Bases 1 to 1494 code for a protein of 497 amino acids. The transcript has 14 exons.
AUGACUUAUUCUCGGACCACGACGUGCUUCGGGUCCCACUGCGCAACUUCGGCGGCGAACUGUCAUUCCGCCACCCGGGUGCAGCGUCGCCCGCACACUGGCAAGCCGCAAGACUCGGAUUCUCCCGUCCAUCAGCCUGUGAAGAGUGCGGCCGUACCAUCCAACUCAUUCACCCCUGCGCGGCGUUAUGCGCCUAUGGGUAGCCAGAUCACUUUCAGCGCGUACGUGCCGGAUGUCGAUGGUACCGUGAGCUGGCGUACUCAUGUACACGAGCCAGUCUUCAGGAUCAACGAGCGGUGGUCGGAGCCAUCGGUGGCCAUCGUCUGCUACGACCACUUCCUCACAUUCGAUCGCGAGAUUCAGUGCAACGCGAUCACACUGGCUUUUUCAAUGUUGGCUGCCGUCAUUAUCGUUUGUUCCGCGGUUUUAGUGCUGGGGUCCGCGAACGCCGUUCCCUCGAUUUACACAGCGAUCAAGACUAGGACCGUGUACAAUCCAGGACUAAACGACACCAACGCCAUAUGCAACGUGGAUUUCUCGCUAUUUAUAUCCUUCCGCAAUGAUCGUCGUUGGGCGUGUCUGCGGGGUUGUCUGCGACCUUCUGGUUCUUGUUUUGACGUGGAGACAUGCAAGACCGUUCACGGGAAGCGUGAACCAGAGAUUUACCCUCACGACGGCCUUUUGUCAGAAUGGUGUUAUAUACUUCGUGUGAGCCAUACGUCCCUUCCGCCUUUGUCCUCGUCGUUCACACGUCACAUGUGCAGUGCACUCCUCUGUGUCAACGCCCUAAAUCUUGCUUUCGUCAACAGCGUCCAGCUCUUGCUCGUUCUCUCCGGUGCAAUCAGCGCCAUGACGGUGCUCUUGACCUGCCGUUUCAUCCUCGACUUAUUCGAAGCGAGCGCGGGCGCACGCUUCGGCACCGCCCCCACAAUACACCUCUCGACCAUGCCCAGUUUUGGAGCGUCGCGCUCGCUCGCGUUCGGACACGUGGGCGGUCUCGGCACCACCAGACAUUCUCAAGGAAUUUUCGACGCGGAUAUCAGCUGGCGCAGGACAGAAGACGGCGAGAGUGUGUACAGCGGUCCGGACGACUACGGCUUCGAGCUCCAGGUGGACCCGGGACCGUGGAGGGAGGCCUCCGCCUCGAUCGACUCUGGCAAGGACCGCCGCUCGGACGUCGACGGUGACAAGGCGAAGCCAGCGCUGUGCCCGGAGCUCCGCUCGCUCAGGCUCUGCACGGACAUGUGCCGCGUGGCCGCCGCAGUCCCGGCGGACUUCGACUGGUACGCGCUCGGGGACAUGCUCCGCGCGCACGCGGAGCUGGGCAGCCUGCUGCGCGAGCUGGUCGUCCCGCCGGCGUGCAGGAUCGCGGAGAGCCGAUGGGGAAGGAUCGGCUACAGUUUGAGAGUUGGAUGGGGGGCCGUCACCUCGAGGAACCCUACUAGCAUGACCCCAGAGUUGAGAAAUGGGAGCGCCCGCAAGAUCAAACCAUGA